AUGCUGUCAACCGCUCCCGUCACACAUCUGGACAAUGUCAAUUCCACAGAGCCUUCGAACCGCCAGUCAGGCAUGGAAUCCUUUCAAUCAUGUACGCAGGGUUUCCAACAGCUCAGAGAAACAUAUCCUUCUGCGGCUUCAGCUCUUGAUUCUGUGGAUGAUGCUAUUCGAAAGACAGCCAUUUCACUUGAAAUAAGAGAUACCCAACUCAGCCGCCUACUGAACAGUGAUAGAGCCAGCUAUGGCGGAACAAUAGUGACUCAACCGGAGUACAACGACCGCCCAGAAACUGUCACCGCAUCAUCGACUAUUGCACAACAACUUGGCAAUCUUGAUCCCCCGCAAAUUAGCAAGCUCCUCUGUUCUCAUUUUAUGAUGACACCCUCUGAAAGGAGUCUACUACAGGAUCUUGCAUCCACAGAAGCAAAUAGUUUGGACUUACAUUCCGACGGGGAUAGCGCCUCUGAUGAAGACUCAUAUGGUUCCAGUGGACGAGACCCUGCUCCAUAUAAGUCGCAGCUCUCAUCCACACAAAUAACACCACAGACAGAAACAACUGUCCCUAAUACCCAAAUCCACCCUUCAAUAGAGCUUUACGAGCAUGAGAACGCCCAAGAUGACUGGGACCUUCUGCAAUCGUUACUACUGGCGCCAGAUGACAGAUGCAAGAUGCAUUCUAUGCCUAAUGAUCAGGAUGAGGAUAUUACUUGA
Penicillium concentricum is the source of this 711-nucleotide messenger RNA. RefSeq lists its product as uncharacterized. NCBI's taxonomy places the organism in Eukaryota, Fungi, Ascomycota, Eurotiomycetes, Eurotiales, Aspergillaceae. The transcript has a single exon. The coding region runs from base 1 to 711 and encodes 236 amino acids. The record is from RefSeq and is a predicted model, not a curated record.